Messenger RNA from Solanum tuberosum (potato), 303 nucleotides. RefSeq lists its product as uncharacterized. The transcript has a single exon. NCBI's taxonomy places the organism in Eukaryota, Viridiplantae, Streptophyta, Magnoliopsida, Solanales, Solanaceae. The record is from RefSeq and is a predicted model, not a curated record. The coding region runs from base 1 to 303 and encodes 100 amino acids.
AUGAAGGAUACUAGAGCUCGUAAUGUUAUUGAAAGGACAUUUGGUCUCUUGAAAGGACGUUGGGGAAUUCUUAGAAGCCCUUCUUGGUACUCGGUUAAGAUACAUAACAAGAUUAUUAGUGCUUGUUGUUUGAUACACAACUUUAUUCGUAGAGAGAUGGAAGUGGAUCCCUUAGAGAUCGAUGUGGAAGAACAAGUAGAAUAUCAACAAGAUAACAUUGAUGUUGUUGAAUCAUCUCAGGAGUGGACCACAUGGAGGGAUGAGUUGGCUCAAUCAAUGUGGAAUGCUAACUUAAACAAUUGA